Exophiala spinifera is the source of this 2415-nucleotide messenger RNA. RefSeq lists its product as uncharacterized. The record is from RefSeq and is a predicted model, not a curated record. Bases 1 to 2415 code for a protein of 804 amino acids. The transcript has a single exon. Gene Ontology annotation, molecular function: RNA binding. Lineage: Eukaryota; Fungi; Ascomycota; Eurotiomycetes; Chaetothyriales; Herpotrichiellaceae.
AUGAGCGAGACAAGCCCACCACCUGAAGCUCAACGCUUUGGUAGAUCCCAGACACCAGAGAGCCCACGACCCGUUCAUAUUCCCGAGCCUUCAAACAUCCCCGUGUUGCUGAACCAGAUGGACCCAGUCUUCAAUGACACUGCAACCUACAAUAUCCCCCAGAAUCAGACGUUUUCUCCUUAUUCAGACCCUGCGCGACCUAUGACUGAAACAAAUACUGAGCAGCGGGAAGCUGUUCAGAAUUUUUUACGUGGUGCUGAGGAAGAAACUGCGCAUCUGAAUCCCGCACCGAAUGUCAACGGUCAAAAGUCCCAGGAUGACCCCACGGUCGAGUCCAGCCUGCUUUCGGCCUUCGCGAACAGGGCAGCCUACCAACAAUCUUCUCAACCGGCAAACGAUACACCGUCUAUCCAUGGCCAACCACAAGAGGCGCCCCAUCUUGGCCAUGGACCUGGUCAACCGGCUACUAAUGACCAGGCCGACACCAACAAUGCCGAUGUAGUGACGGGAUCUGAGCCAGUGAAAACUAACGCUCAGUCUAGUCAAGGCGGAGUUGAUUAUCAGUCACUUCUCGACAGUAUUUCUCAGUCUGCUUCUGCUGCUUCUGCACAAGAACCUGCCUCUGCUCCAACCACUUCCACAUCGUUCGUCGAUCAUGGGUCACAAUCAUUGCCGCCUGCACCAGGUCUUCCCCCAAAGCCACCAGUCAAUGCAGGUUUGCCAGAAACUCCCAGUUACCAAAUGUUUCCCCAUUCCACUGCUGAGGCAGCAGCUCAGUAUCAACCCGUGAAUAAUGAUGCCGUCCAAACCAACAGUGCAGAAGCGCCCAUCCCAGGGUCAGCCCAGUCUGUGAUCCAAAACUUUGCCACUCAGUUUCCACCUGGUUGGCCCCAGGCUCUUAGCCAGCUAUCGCCCCAAAAUGUGCCACCUCAGGUGCCUGGUCAGUCUUUCCAGCCUCCAGAGCUGUCAAGGUCGACCGACCCCAGUGAGAGACCGUGGACGCCCACUACGCAAGGCUUGUAUGAUCGUUUCCUUGAAGAAGAAAGACGCUAUGUCACCGAGGGUAUUUGGGACAAAUUUCCUCAAGGCUCUCGACUCUUCGUCGGCAACUUACCCAGCGAAAAGGUGACCAAACGUGAUCUCUUCCAUACCUUUCACAAGCAUGGCCGCUUAGCCCAAAUCUCCAUUAAGCAGGCCUAUGGCUUUGUGCAAUAUCUGGAAGCCUCUUCGUGCCAGGCGGCACUUCAAGCAGAACAAGGAGUGGAGAUUCGAGGGAGGAAGGUUCACCUCGAAAUCUCAAAGCCACAAAAGAACACCCGCGGCCAAAACCAGGGACACAAGCGACGCCGAUCAAGAUCUCCGGAGCGCGGCAAUCAACGUCAGAACGACCGCUAUGGACGAAAUUAUAGUGAUCAUCGCGAUGACCGACAUAGACGUGACGACUAUCGUGGACGUUCUCCCUCCCCAAGAGGAUAUCGCUCAAGGGAUGAGUAUCGUUCUGGUGGACAGAGCCCCCGCUUUGGACCCGAAGGAGGACCCAGAUCCCCAUACGGAAGUUUUCCUCCCCCAAUUCCUGGAGGCUAUGACGAAGAAGCAUCAUUACCUUUGCCUCGAAGAGACCUUAGAGACGUUCCUGAUGUACAGUUGUUAGUCCUUGAACCAUCGGUUGCGCAGAGCUUCAUCACUUGGAUUGAGCAAGGUUUCCGCGCCAAAGGUCUUCGGGCCUCCACCAUCUGGCUCAGUCCUCGACUACCACUUAAUGGUGUGGUGAAAAGGCAGAUUAUUGAGGGUGUGCAGGCCGUUGUAAAACUGUCGCAAAGUGCACAGUACAACAGCAGAAUUCCACUCCAGGUCUUCGAUCGAUCUGCAGGCGCGUCCAAUGUGAAUUUCAAUGAGUAUGCUGAUCUUGACAUCCCAGUGGCUGCGGAUAUUGUCCUACAUGCCAGACAGAAGGAGCUUGGGUUCAGCCAGCCUGCCCAGUAUGCUGCGCAGGGAUACCCUCAAGCACAGUACAAUCAGCCGGCGCCCUCGCAGUUUCCACCACAGAUUCCACCGCCGUUUCCGCCUCCACCCUUGCAGCAACAACCACCGUAUCAAUAUGGACAGCCGCCACCAUUUCAAGGUCAUCCCCAGACACCUGUGACGCCGACUUCGUCUGCAAAUCUGCAACAACUGUUGGCAAAUCUCCGGCAGCCUGGAGAACAAGCCAACGCUCCGGCUGCAACGCCGACUACUGACAUGGCAGGUUUACUUGGCAAUGUUGCCCAUCAAGGCCAAAGUGGCCAAUUCCCGCUCUCUCCUUCUGGACAGCCACAACAGCAAGGAUACGGCAGCGCACCCGCAUACGCUUCUGGUCAGCAGCCACAACAAAACGUGCAGAACAUCAUGGACACGUUGGCGAGAUAUGGUCGAUGA